This is a messenger RNA of Colletotrichum godetiae, 807 nucleotides long. RefSeq lists its product as uncharacterized. The transcript has a single exon. Lineage: Eukaryota; Fungi; Ascomycota; Sordariomycetes; Glomerellales; Glomerellaceae. The record is from RefSeq and is a predicted model, not a curated record. Bases 1 to 807 code for a protein of 268 amino acids.
AUGGACGACCGAUCGCUAGUACCAUGCUCUGAAGUCAGAUCACCUGCAAAUUGGGCACCAGAUUCAGUUCUCCCUUUACGGUACCCUGACCCUUUUCCAUCUCAGCCGCAGAGCUUCCCCAGUCAGCAUGGCAGCAAUCAACAUGGAAGCUUCUCUUUCGACAGGACAAUAUCGGACGGAUUUGAGACGGGGAGCCUCGAUUUGGCUGGCGAUAUCGUCUUAUCGAACUACACAGACCCUCUCCAAUUUGACGAGCUAGUCGUCGACCCAUCGUUACUCUCUCAUUCAGGCACGGGCGAAGGUGACGAAGUAGCUACCGAACCUCACCAGGAUGGUCGAUACCACUCUGCCAGGUCAAGCGCGCGGGCAUCGCAGAACGGCUCCACGAGGCCUUCGUCAAACUCCCUAUGGGCCGAUGGAUCAAAUCGACGUAGCUAUCAAAACUCCAGAUUUCUGGCGGCUCCCAUGCAAACUCCGACGAGCAAGCCACCUAGAAAACGCAGACGUCGCAGAAAUGGCAAUGAGGGGAGCGCGUACACUGAAGUCAUUGAGGCCGAUGAAGCGCCCAGAUGGGGGUGGGACCAGCGUCCUCCAGAACAGGCACGAGAGGCACCGUGCAACGACGACAACAUCGGGCUGGGGAGGUUUGACGAUACAACGCAGAGCUGUGUGUCGCCAAGCGACGCCGGCGUUGCUGUUAACAGCUUGCUGGACUUCUUGGGACAGCCGCAGGCAGGCAGGAUGAUAGCUUCGGAUGAUUUCGAGGCGGUCGUGAGAAUCUGGAGUUUCAUACGGAGGAUGCAGUAG